UCAASAUGUCUGGUUCAGGGGAACUUCUUUCUUUAUCUCUAAUUGAGAAAGAUAUCAAUUUGGAUGUCCUUUGGACGUGGACUUUUCCCUCCGUUUCCGCCGGUGUYAKGGACGUUCUUCUCCGAAAAUGUUGUCUCAAGUCUGAAAAGACACAAGAAAUCGUGCCUUUCUGCUAUGGCCAGUACGCAAAGAAAUGGUAUUAUUUGUUUACGUCGUCUACGAAAAACUCAACCACCAUGCCGAAGGUGACUCACAUCACUGUAGCAGUUGUCACUAAGGAUUUCAAUCCAGAGAAAUACAAAACCCUUUGUAGGAUAUUGUGCAGUAAGCUCUUACAAACAGGAAGCCCAGCCAGUAUGCUUCAAAGCUACCUAUCAGUGUUCACAAAGGGAUCUUGUAAAGACGAUGAUGACCAUGAUAAUGAAGACUUUUCUGUUAAAGAAUAUGAUCCCAGGAAGGCCUUUAUUGAGAAGUCAAUUAAAGAUGUAGUCAAUAUCUUUGGUGUUGAAACUAUCCUGAUAUACACUGCUCUACUGUUGAAGAAGAGAAUAGCAGUCUAUAGUCCAAGACUAGAAACUUUACUUGAGAUAUCAAGGGCCUUACCACUUUUAGUCUGGCAUCGKCAAAACUGGUCCAUAGUCUAUCCCUAUGUUCACCUUGAAGAGGAUGAGCUGAGUGACCUGGGCUCUAAUUUGACAUAUGUUGCUGGGUUUACAGAUGCUUCCAUAGAAAACAGAACUGACUUGUAUGACAUAUUCAUAAAUGUAGUAUUUAAUGAAAUUUGAAAAAUAUAUUUUUUAGAAGCCUUUCAACUUGGUAAAGUGCAUAAAGAUAUUGCUAUGUUUAUGGUUGAUUCUUCCAAAGAUGAAAAUACUUCUGAACAAUCACUUAUCAAGGAAUUGUCUAGUAAAACUAAAGAUUUGAUAUCAAACCUUAAAAAGCUUGCAGUUGACAAUGAAGAUGGCUCACAUCCUAAAAUUACUCUUGAAGCACUGAAACAAAGAAAGUUAACUGCUGUUAUGGAGGAAUUCUUAUUCAACUUGGCAGCUGCUGAAGGCAUGGUGUAAAUAUUAUCCAGGCUGAGGGAAGCGAGUUCCGUAUAUUUAACAAGUGGGAAAAGUAUCAAUUUACAAGUCAGUGAAUUUACAAUAUCAUUUCGYGAUUUUAAUAACAAAAAUCUACGUUUCUCCAUUGAAUUAUCGUCGACAAGUUUAAAUCAUGGAAAAAGCUCAAACAAAAACGCUAAAUAUUAUUUUUGAAAUAUUCUAUAUCCGAACUACCCGUGUAACCUUUCGGUCACGACUUUGGCCAUUGUGCAAUGAUUUUGGACCCGCCCAGAGACGGCAGUAGUGAAGGGGAACUUCAAAGSGCCAUCGACUAUAAUCCUAAUUACAUUUUUGCGUGGCUAUAGCCAUUUAAAAGUGGACGUUAUAUAAGCAAUUAACGAUAAAUUACUGUUGGUUUAUCUACRAAAUACGCUGAGAACGCGGGGGUUUCGAAGAAGUUUAAGGAAGACUUAAAAUCACGAGAAUCGAGAGUUCAUUUGGCUUUUUUCRAGUGUUUCCGGUUAACUACAGCAAUUUGUCCUUAAUUGCCUUGUAAUUCAGGAAGAUGCACACUCGGUCUCUCGAGAGAAAUUGUUAAACAACAGACAAAAUUUAAAAUAAAAAUACUUUCUUUUAUU
This is a messenger RNA of Exaiptasia diaphana, 1684 nucleotides long. Its product is annotated as protein FAM45A-like. Gene Ontology annotation, molecular function: guanyl-nucleotide exchange factor activity; small GTPase binding. The record is from RefSeq and is a predicted model, not a curated record. NCBI's taxonomy places the organism in Eukaryota, Metazoa, Cnidaria, Anthozoa, Actiniaria, Aiptasiidae. Gene Ontology annotation, biological process: regulation of early endosome to late endosome transport; protein transport. Gene Ontology annotation, cellular component: late endosome. The transcript has 9 exons.